CGAUGCAUCAGUGUACUGUGUAAAGAGGGUAGGGGAGCCUUUUCCCAAAUCCAGUAAGUGUUUGAGUCCGAAUAAAGCCCAGAGCUAGUGUUCAAUUCUCAUAACGAAUCACGUGCAAACGGUUUCGAGGAAAUCUAAGUUCUAGCCUGCUGCGUGUUGAUCUAGUUGGCUUGGGAUCAGAGUUUAGAUGGUUGGUAAAGUCAUCAGAUGCUGAAGAGAGCUGGCGGGGGUGAGAAAAGCAGCCACAAUCCAGCAGCAUUAAGACUGGAAUGGGUCAAAAGCUGCGAUCGAGUGUAGAUCACUUAUCGGCAGCAGGAGAGUGCCGAGCGUAGCAGUAGUAAGUGGAAUCAUUGCUUGCUGUCGGCUAUUGAUGUCCGUCAAAUCGUGGUCAAGUUCCGAGGGCCCCAAUCGGGAAAGCGUUUCCUCCUCGCAUGAACACUCCUGAAGUUGAUCAGCUUUUCUAGUAGGGAGUGGUGUUCACUAGUAUUCAUUGUAUCGAGGCUAUACUUUCCGUAUGCCGACUAGAUUUUCCUCCACUUUCUCUGGCUGUGGCAGCAGUUGCGUUAUCUUCGCAGGGGAGCUCCUUCCAGGUGAGCGGUAAAAUCCUGACUUGGAUCGGUUCAGUACUAGAAUGGAUGUAGCUCGCGUAUUGCAGCUGUGAGCGGGAGAUAAUUGCAGCCAACUAGUACGCUUUUCUAGCAAGCAUUGACAGACUCGAAGUUAGUGGUACCGUCGGAGCGCUAAUCACCGCAACGGCCAGCUGCAUUCAACCUGCACGUAAAACGCUAUCCCCCUCACUGGACGCCAGCAAUUUCGCCGUAGUGGCCAGGAAGUUAGCCUUUACUUUCCAGUUUCCGUCCUCUGAUAGGAUGGGGUGCAGAAGUCGCCGAGGCUGUACUGGUUCGUCCGUGAAAUCUUCUAAUUACGAUUUACAAAGUCGCAGUGGUACCGACAUCGGGUGACUCCUAUCCUGUUACAACUGUUUUAACGCGAGGGAAGGGGUGUAUAUAGGAGCAAGAGUGACUGAGUGGUAGGGAAGGCAUGGGCAAUAAACCCCUCGUGUGCUCGAAGCUGCUUCUGGUCUGAGGUGUCUGCCAAGGUACACAUCUCCGCAGACCUGAACCGCACCAUGCCCUCCACUUUGGGACUUGGUCCGGCUUGAUCUUCGAGUAACUUCCUUCUUAAAUCUUCCCAAUCGGUCACCAAAGGUCUGUCAUCUUUGUCGUUAUUUGUGAUGUGCUGUAUCCUUUUGCAUCCCGCCUCGUGGUCGCCCAUUUUCUGACGCAAACUCAUUUGACGCUUCAUCUCCGCCCCAUCAGUGCAUACAUUGGUCUGUCCAAAGUCUGAUCGCUACUACCGAGUGCUCAUUCCCCCCCAGUGCCUGUUUGUGACCAGACUACCGAACCUUCAUGCGGCAAGUUUGCUCUCCGUCCCUAGUGAUUUUGCGUUAGAGAAGGACUCCAUCCUAGUACGCAUUGAGCUUCCUGUAAAGCGUGAGGUCUUGAACCUUGAGUAAAUUGGUGAGACUCGUAAAACCGGUGAUCGUUUCAGUGAUCGGGUAGAUGCAUUCCCAAUCUCACUGAAGAACUUCGUACGUAAUUUAGUGGAGGCGAUGCGAGUGAGACGUUUUUCCAAGCUGAAGUUAUUGUGAGAGGUUCUUCCGAGCCGAGUCCCUCCAUUGCUCUGUCGAAGAAGCUUAAUGCAUUAAGUUGGAAGGUUAUCGGCACUUUGACUAGAGAGAGGGGUUUGAAUAGUGAAUGCAGGAGCUCUUUGUUUUCCAUGAAUAGUACUUUAGCUUGACCUGGCUGAAAGACAAUAUGGCCAUGAAUUUGUAUUCCAUCGGCUUGACCAUGGAUCCAUUGAAGGGCGGGCUUGCAAUCCACGAAGUUGACUCUUCUACAACGCAAGAUCCCUCUCUGUCGCAACUAUCAUUCCAACCAGGCUUGGCCGAGCGAAUGACCAAUUCUGGCGGUGGAUGGUCUGUGAAUACGAGGUCAUCGAACUUAAUCAAUGGAGCGGAGGCCUUUGAGGGAACUGCAAGAGGCGCCACAAAGACGGGAAAUGAGUGCAGGCACGGAGGUCAUGUUCAGCAGGAGAAUUCCUCGAGCUCCCAACAGGCAGCGGCUUUGCUAAACAGACCUGGCUAUGCUUCAGGAAAACGGAAAGGCUCCAUUUCUAAGAACUCCAUAACCACGAAGAUGUUGGAAAGCGACGAAAAGAAAGCGAAAUGCCUUAAAAAAGGGGUGGCUGGCGCUAGUGCUAGCAGCAGCAAGGGACCAGUUGAUGAAGUGAAGACUUCGAUGAAAGAAGAAGGAAGCCCAGGAAGCGAGCACUCGGGGGAAAUGAGCCCCAGGUCAACCUUGAAAACAAGCUCGAAGUCCCAAGAUGAGCAUCCGAAGCAGGACUACAUCCAUGUGCGAGCUCGGAGGGGCCAAGCGACAGAUAGCCAUAGUCUCGCCGAAAGGGUACGAAGGGAGAAAAUCAGCGAACGGAUGAAGUUUCUUCAAGACCUCGUGCCAGGUUGCAGCAAGAUUACAGGAAAGGCAGUUAUGUUGGAGGAAAUCAUUAACUACGUGCAAUCCCUCCAACGUCAAAUCGAAUUCCUGUCAAUGAAGCUAGCAGCUGUUGAUCCUCGCCUCGAUAUCAAUCUUGAGCAUCUACUCAACAAAGAGCUCCCACAAGCGAGAUCACCUGAAACAACUUUGAUGAGUCCCGACCUAGUAGCAGGCUACGGAGAGUAUCAAACGCAGCUACAAAUCCAACAGCAGAUCAACAGCUGCAACAUGGACUUGAGAUCUGUGGGAACAUUGUGCGAUGCAUACCUUCGACGGUCAAUGAAUAUUGCUCCAAUGCCCCAUACAUCUCUAGCGUACACCGAGAGUUUGGUGGACUCUCUAACCCAAACGCUCAACGGAGUCUGUGAUACAGGAGACCUCCAAGCCAUCGUUCACAUGAAUAAUUCUCAAGGCAGGCAAGAAGUUUUCGAUCAAGAGCUUCAUGGUUUUGUCCCAGGUUUUGCAGGACCAGGCUAUCUGACUCCUGGGCACCUGAAAGUGGAGUACUCGUAAACAUCGUUGAGGUCCUCCACUUCAUCAUGUACUAUGCAAGAUGGUGACGGACAAACUGUGAAGAUGUAGAUGAGAAGCAUUGGAUUUAGGUAUCGCUUAUUUUCAUUCUGCAUGGCUGCAUUCCUUGCGGAGUUGUAACAGACUGCCAGAUCCAAAAACCAUACGCAAGAUUAAAGAAUCGAGAAACAGACGUUGCAUUCCUUUCACAGAGGAUAUUCUUCAUCGGAGAGACCCUUCGAAGAGUAAUGAUCGAACAAUCGAUCAAUUUCCUGAAAAGACAGAACCAUGAAGAGGUUCCUUCGCACUAUACAUGUGCGCCACAAUGUGUAAAGGUGGUGAAGAUGGAAAGGUACCAAUUCAGUUUCCAUGUGCAGUAUUUUUAUUAUUAUUUUUUUUUUAUGACUACUAGUGAGUGCAGCUGUGCUACUCACUUCGAAGCCAAUCUGUCUGAACAGUAAAAGACAACAACAGACAAGAAUUGUGUUACAACUAACCCGCAACCAAUACAUUUGGAAAUACACCUGGAAUCGCCAUGGAGUGUGCAUCGAUGGAUGACUUUUCCAAUGCUCCUGUAGGAUUAGUAAAAGUGGUAUUUGGUGCUGAUUGAAAUCUCUUACUGCUUGCAAAGUAGAAACAAGGUGACAAGGUAAAUCAAUUUAUGAUUCAUCUUGUUGUAGAAGGACUAUUUCUUUGAGGGUGGAAUCAGAUCGAGUCCGGGGGUUCAGGAUCAGCGGUUGCGAUUUCUGGUUCCUAGGGAUUAGUUUCCUGCUUAACCCAGAACCGUCGUGACUGUUGAGCAGAGCAUUUUGAUAAUGAAAUUUAUGCCAGCUUCUGCUGAGCUCAUCAGUUCAGUUA
Messenger RNA from Physcomitrium patens, 3923 nucleotides. NCBI's taxonomy places the organism in Eukaryota, Viridiplantae, Streptophyta, Bryopsida, Funariales, Funariaceae. The record is from RefSeq and is a predicted model, not a curated record.